Messenger RNA from Micromonas pusilla CCMP1545, 1122 nucleotides. RefSeq lists its product as uncharacterized. NCBI's taxonomy places the organism in Eukaryota, Viridiplantae, Chlorophyta, Mamiellophyceae, Mamiellales, Mamiellaceae. The record is from RefSeq and is a predicted model, not a curated record. Bases 218 to 955 code for a protein of 245 amino acids. The transcript has a single exon.
CCUUCCCGCAAGACUCAUUUGCCCUUCCGCAGAUAGAGAUAGAUGAUCACGAGCUCAACGGCCUUGGAAAAUUUCACCCCAUGAUAGUGCUCUUUUUGAGUUUAUAUAUCAUUUCGGUUCUGUGUUGAAGUUCAUGUGCGCGUUUCUUCUGAUCGUGUCGACUCCGAAGGUAAUUCAAAAGAAAAAUGUUCCAAUUACUGUCAGUUGAUCGAAGAGAAUGUAUCGCUGCGUCGAAGUACUUUCAAGGACCACUCUCACUGGUUGUUGUGGCGAGUGCAUUAAGCUACGAGGCCAGCCGGUGUUUAUGUAUGGCACUCUAUUUAUCUGCUUUGAAUAUGCACUUUUCUGCGUCAUCUGUGUGGGAGGUGUAUAUAAGUCCCCGCCAAACAUAUCCAUAUGUGGCUACCUUGAACUUCUGCCGAAUUGGGUGGCUUUUCUAUAUUUUCAAGUUGCGAGCAGCGGCAUAGACUCGACACUCUGGCACGCCGCAAUCACACUUAAACAGGAGCCACGGCCCUUUUUAGCAAUUCUUCAAUGUGCACUGGGUUUAAGUUGCGCGACAACUCUCUUCGGCUUCAGUAUUUUACCACGGUGCCUAUGGGACUGGCACCAGGCAUGUGUGUUAGCAUGGGUGUCCCUCACAAGUGCUGCUAUGAGUAUAAAUAUUGCUCGCGAUUAUCGUAACUUAGAUUACACCGCAUUUCCUGCCGCUUUGUGGAUACUGGGCAUAUUCUUUUGCAACUUCUUUUACCAUGAGUCCACACUAAGAUUUUUUUUUGCUGAAGCGCUCUCUGUGAUAUCAUAUAUAUUAUGGUGUUCCAGCAAUCAUCGGCAGCUUGACCGUGAAUUCACUAUAUUUCAUGUGCUGAUUAUUGAUGGAUUUCUCGCCACAAUAUUUCUUGGACUUUUUCGGUACCAUCAGCGUGUUGCUUGCGUCGUGACCGGGAAGUGGUAAUGUAUUUGGAGGUUGUAGAGCAACUGCAUUGCUCGUACUGUACGUGUACGUGUACAAGAAUGGAGAGGUGUAGAAGAACUUACAAAAAUUUCGACACUAAUACUGUAUCAACUUUAUCUUCAAUAAGUCGAUACAGAAUACAACAUUCAUACAAAUAUUCAUAUCAU